CCCAGCCCCUAGCCUCCCGCGCGGCCGCUCUGCCUAAGCAAGAACGCGGAGACCCCUGGCACAGCUGGCUCAGGCCCUGCUCUCGGGGCCUCUCCAGCCCUGCCAGGCGCGCGGGCCCACCAUGUUCCUGCUGUCGCCGCGCAGCGCGCUCCUGUCCGUCUACUGCCCGCAGAUCUUUCUCAUCCUGUCCAGCGGCAGCUACCCAGCACUGUCCUCCGUGGUGGCCCUGGGGGCCAACAUUAUCUGCAACAAGAUCCCUGGCUUGGCCCCACGGCAGCGCGCCAUCUGCCAGAGCCGGCCGGACGCCAUCAUCGUGGUCGGGGAGGGGGCGCAGAUGGGCAUCAAUGAGUGCCAGCACCAGUUCCGCUUUGCCCGCUGGAACUGCUCCGCCCUGGGUGAGAGGACCGUCUUCGGGCAGGAGCUCCGAGUAGGGAGCCGGGAGGCCGCCUUCACCUAUGCCAUCACAGCAGCGGGAGUGGCACAUGCUGUCACCGCCGCCUGCAGUCAGGGCAACCUGAGCAACUGCGGCUGCGACCGGGAGAAGCAGGGCUACUACAACCAGGCGGAGGGCUGGAAGUGGGGCGGCUGCUCUGCCGACGUGCGCUACGGCAUCGACUUCUCCCGGCGCUUCGUGGACGCCCGCGAGAUCAAGAAGAACGCCCGUCGUCUCAUGAAUCUGCACAACAACGAGGCCGGCAGGAAGGUCCUGGAGGAGCGCAUGAAGCUGGAAUGCAAGUGCCACGGAGUGUCGGGCUCCUGCACCACCAAGACGUGCUGGACCACACUGCCCAAGUUCCGCGAGGUGGGCCACCUGCUCAAGGAGAAGUACAACGCAGCCGUGCAGGUGGAGGUGGUGCGCGCCAGCCGCCUGCGGCAGCCCACCUUCCUGCGCAUCAAACAGCUGCGCAGCUACCAGAAGCCCAUGGAGACGGACCUGGUGUACAUCGAGAAGUCGCCCAACUACUGUGAGGAGGACGCGGCCACGGGCAGCGUGGGCACGCAGGGCCGCCUGUGCAACCGCACCUCGCCCGGUGCCGACGGCUGUGACACCAUGUGCUGCGGUCGUGGCUACAACACGCACCAGUACACCAAGGUCUGGCAGUGCAACUGCAAGUUCCACUGGUGCUGCUUCGUCAAGUGCAACACGUGCAGCGAACGCACCGAGGUCUUCACCUGCAAGUGAGGGCCGGCCAGCAAGGC
Messenger RNA from Elephantulus edwardii (Cape elephant shrew), 1200 nucleotides. RefSeq names its product wingless-type MMTV integration site family, member 7B (gene WNT7B). Gene Ontology annotation, molecular function: frizzled binding; cytokine activity. Gene Ontology annotation, cellular component: extracellular region. NCBI's taxonomy places the organism in Eukaryota, Metazoa, Chordata, Mammalia, Macroscelidea, Macroscelididae. The transcript has 4 exons. Gene Ontology annotation, biological process: multicellular organism development; neuron differentiation; cell fate commitment. The record is from RefSeq and is a predicted model, not a curated record. The coding region runs from base 122 to 1183 and encodes 353 amino acids.